AUGCCUGCUGCCGAGGUUCCGAAAACCCCUAAUUUCAACCCUUCUUCUGUGACCCCAAAUCUUAAUGCCUGCGCUGCUGCUCUCCCAGCUGCCGAGCUCGCCAACAUCCUGACACAACUCAACAUUGAGGGCCACACAGCACUGUAUUGGGCAAUUGUGAAUAAUCGGCCACAAGCUGUUCGGGCGUUUAACAAGUUCAUUUCCUGCUAUUCCCCUGUUUGCACGUCCGACUUGCGCAUUGCAUGCAUGAUAACCAGUAACCAUGCAAUGUUUAUGCAGCUAAACCUUGGACGUCGAAGUGAACAAAUACGUUUGAGAGGCCUUUUAGGUUGCCUGCCCGAUGGGAUUCAGGUACACACAUGUGAUGAAUUCACCAACCAGUUCAAUGUUGUUUUGGGAAUCAGGAUGUUCCAGAAACGUCUGCGCACUGCUACUGGAAAUAAGUGGUACCACGAAUUUGUUGCAGGGGGACGCAUGUGGUGGUUUCGCUUUGCCUUGCUAAAGCCUAGUAAUGGAUUAUGGAGCGCCGAGAUUGGUCUUUGUCAGCAUAGCCAUCCAGCGCGUCUUGACGCUGUACUUUUGAUCGAGGCACACAGCCGGAAACCUGGCCGUGCAACCCCGCCUGAAGCGCUGAAAAUUCCAUUGACAUUGACAGGCACAAACUUUCUGGCUCUUGCACCUUGGCGAUCCACCGAGCGCAUUGACUAUGUGCCUCCUCCCAAAAUGACUUGGCGCAUAUCGGAAGAGCUGGGCGAUUGGGUAAUGCACGAUAAGACUGAAUAUGUAGACCGCGAGGGCACCCUACAUGCGAAGCUGGAGAUGACAUUGUUAUGAAUCCAAUAGUGACACUAGCCGAUGUAAUUGAACUCAACAAAAAGUGCUACAGUCUAAGUGCCACAAACGAUUUGCAUAAGUUCCGACGUUAACGCGUGGUGGGCAACAUAAUCUCCCGGACAACGUCGAGCACGCUUGUCGCCCGUUCUUGUUAGCCUCCAGGAACCAAGACGGACCAAGGUGAGAGUGCAGGGCUGGAUUGUGCAGUUGAGCUCGCUGGACGGCUGGAUGAGCGCGGAGAGGUGCUGAAGGGUGUAUACGGUCAUGACUGGAGUACUAUAGGGUGGCGCUGG
Messenger RNA from Suillus subalutaceus, 1127 nucleotides. RefSeq lists its product as uncharacterized. The coding region runs from base 1 to 834 and encodes 277 amino acids. The record is from RefSeq and is a predicted model, not a curated record. Lineage: Eukaryota; Fungi; Basidiomycota; Agaricomycetes; Boletales; Suillaceae. The transcript is spliced from 6 exons.